Phyllotreta striolata is the source of this 1497-nucleotide messenger RNA. The record is from the annotation of a GenBank genome assembly. Lineage: Eukaryota; Metazoa; Arthropoda; Insecta; Coleoptera; Chrysomelidae.
AUUGACUAAAAUUUAACCCUAUUUUUUUAUUUUUGAAUUAUUCGGUCGAUGUGGAAAUAACAAAAUCAAAUGGCUCCGACUAAAAAUAAACCGCAUCAAAGAAGGCUGCGUGCCGUAGACAUGCUGCGAAAAUAUUGCACCAAAGAGUAUGUAAUGAAGUUAAUUUUCGAUCCUCAUUAUCUGUGGCCCAUAUGCUUGGUUUUGCUCCUGUUCGAGUUUAUAUUAAAUUUACUCAUCAUUCGAAGAGUCAACUAUACCGAAAUUGACUGGAUUGCGUAUAUGCAAGAAGUAGAAGGGUUCUUAAACGGCACUCGCGAUUAUAGCGAGUUAAAAGGUGACACAGGUCCAUUGGUGUAUCCCGCUGGUUUUGUCUAUAUUUACAGCGCGUUGUAUUAUGUAACAUCAAAGGGGAAGAACAUUUAUUUGGCGCAGCAUAUAUUUUUGGUUUUCUAUUUAAUUCAAACUUUCUUGAUUCAACGAAUAUUUCGAAAGACUAUGAAAAUUCCUCCGUACGCUUUACUUAUCGUUUCUCUGACGUCUUACAGAAUACAUUCUAUCUUCGUUUUGAGACUGUUCAACGAUCCUAUAGCUGUUUUGCUAUUUUUCGUGAGUUUGAAUUUGUUCAUUUCCAACCAGUGGAUUUUGGGAAGUGUUUUUUAUUCGCUCGCAGUCUCGGUUAAAAUGAACAUCUUGUUGUAUGCACCUUGUCUUCUUCUGGCUUAUUUAACUAAUUUAAGCUAUACGAAAACUUUCAUUAAUCUACUUAUAUGCGGGUUUAUUCAAUUAAUGUUAGGCCUUCCUUUCUUAACUCAAUACCCUGUGUCAUAUUUAAAAGGCAGUUUCGAUUUAGGAAGGGUGUUUGAGCAUAAAUGGACUGUUAAUUUCCGUUUUCUACCAAAAGACAUUUUCGAAAAUAGAAUCUUCCAUUUGGGACUUCUUGCAUUACAUAUUUUGUUACUAUUAGUUUUCGUACCUCACUUCAAGAGGUACUUGGAGAGUUACGCCAAAUUGAACAUAGUAACCGAUCAAUAUAAGCAACAAAUUUCAGAAAAAACCGAAAACGAAAAGAAGGAUAAAUACGAUAAAAUAAGUAAAAACCAAAAGCGGUUUUUGAGUUCCUUCGAACGACAGCUACAAGCAUCGGGUAAAGUGAAAGUUCAAGAGGAACCAGCCAAGCUCCAAGACAAACUCUCUAAAAUUAUCCAAUUAUUCGUGUUGCCAUUUUUCGUAACUAAUUUAAUAGGGGUGGCUUGUGCCAGAUCUCUCCAUUAUCAAUUCUACAGUUGGUAUUUUCAUAGCCUUUUGUAUUUGGUGUUUUGCACUGAAUACAGAAACUCAUUUAAAUUUUUAUUGCUGGGUUUAAUCGAGUAUUGCUGGAACGUGUAUCCCAGCACUAACAUUUCCAGUACAAUAUUACAUUGCUGUCACAUUGUUUUAUUAGUUGGUCUAUACAGAAACAUGAAAAAGUAAAUUUGAUUAUAAUAUAUAUUAUAAUUG